Molecule: messenger RNA, 3924 nt
Organism: Henningerozyma blattae CBS 6284
Lineage: Eukaryota; Fungi; Ascomycota; Saccharomycetes; Saccharomycetales; Saccharomycetaceae
Gene: CAF130
Product: CCR4-NOT core subunit CAF130
Exons: 1
Coding region: 1-3924 (1307 amino acids)
Source: RefSeq, a predicted model, not a curated record
AUGAAUAGUUUUAAAAAACUUUCUGAUUUGAGGGAUUCACUACCAAUUGAUUAUAAACCAAAUAUUCAAUUGUUAGAAACGCUCAUUGAUUAUGCUAAACCUGACUCCGAAUAUUUAGAUUCUUUAUUAUUUGAAUCACUUAUUUUAGCAUUGUUUACCACCAACUGUGGUUUAUCUGUGUUAAAUAUUAUAUCUACUCUAAAAUCUUUUACAAAUGAUAAGCAAAAAAAGAAUAAUCUAGUUCCAACCACUGCUACUGCCGCUGUCGAUAGCAAACACAAUAAAGAUGAAAAUUUGGACACUACAGUUAUUAGGAAUGCUACUGCUACACGUAAUAUUAUAGCUAAACCAAAUAUCUUAAAAAAACAGGCUCAUCAUCCAAAGCUACUAGAGAAAUGGAGAAAUGAUAAAAUAACUUUAUUGAAGUUUACCAAAUUUAUUUUAAAAAAUUCAAAUUUCCCAUUAAAUUACAAUGCGUUUUUUGAUCCUGUCAUGAAAUUACCAUUAGAAUUUUUAUUGCUAAACGAUAGAUUUUGUUCAAACGAUAAUAAUGCUACCAGCCAAAAAUUAUUUUCAAUUUAUAAUAAUACAUUACUGAUGGAUAAAAAUUACAAUUUAUUGUUAGACUACUUACAUGUAUCUACACCAUUAUUAAUCUCAUUAUUACACACAAACCUUGAUCCACUCUUAUUUAAUAACAUUAUUUCAAGUUACAAUAAAUCAUUCGAGCUAACUAAUGACAAUAAAUGUUUAUGGUAUGAUUUUAUCGAUUCUAAAGAUACAACUAAUUUUGGUACAAUCACAAAUUGUAUUGACAUUAUCAACAAUUUUUUGGAAAUAUUUGAUAUGCAUAAAAAUUUUACCUUAAAUGCAGAGAUUUCUAAUUCUUUGUUUAAUAUAUCAUCGUCAUCCACAACGAAGUCAAACAUGCAUAAUGAAAAUGAGGGAGCAGAUUUAAACCUUUUAAUGGAUGAAAAUUCAAUGGGAGAGCAUACUCUUUCCUUCAAUUUGUUUGAAAACAAUAUUAAUCAUGGUAUACUUCAUCCUGAUUUAAUGGCACACAUUUCCAAGAGACAUGACAUUUUAGCAAAAAUUUUGAAUGUUGGAGACAAUGAUAAAUAUUAUAAUUCUCCAUUAUUACAUUUACAAUUUAAAUUACUCUGUGCCUUAGUGGAUCCCUUGACACAACCUACGCCAAACCAUAAAAAUAUUAUAUCAAUUGACUUAUUAUUUCAGCUAUUCCUAGGUUUUCUUAAACCUGAAUUAGAUAGGUAUUCUUCUGCAGAGGAUGGUACAAAUUGGAAAUUCUUAGUGUGUUUUAAUAUGGAAAAAAUUAUUAAUUCAGUAAUGAAGAAAUUAAAUUGUGUUGAUUUUAAUACUUUAAACUCCAUCAAUAAUAGUGAUGAAUCCGUUCAUUGGAGAACGCAACUUCAUAAAUGGUUACCACGAGGCUUUAAUACUCAAGAUUUGGAAUUAUUAUAUAUGGUUAAUAUUUUGGCUACAUAUACAAUAUACAAAUUAAAUGAAGAUUUACCAAUCCAACUAAAUCCAUUUUUAUCUUCAAUGGUAUCUCACUGGAAGAACUUAUCAUGUACUAUCUUAUUAGGCCUUGAAAUUGAUCGAUUAGAAGAAGAAAAUGAAACUUUUGAUACUCCGUUAAUUGUGCGAGCAACGGUUCGUAGCUCAACUGCAUUAAGAUCAAUUAUUGCCACUAUUUUAAAUGAACAUGUCAAUGCCUUUGCUCAUGAUUUUAAACAUGAAUCAUUGAACACAUUUAUGUCACCUUAUGGUAGAAAACUGUGCAAUGGUGCACUUUAUACAGAUUUUAGAUCGCAUGCCUCUACGAUUUUAGCAUUAACUGGAGAUCUAGAGCACGUCACGCAACUAAUUUCAGAUUUACAGCCAGGUGAUCGAUUUGAUGAAGACGUUAAGUAUAUGUUUGAAUUUGAAGAUUAUAAUACAUUGCCCAAUGUUUUGGGUGGAGAGGAUGAUGAGACAUCUACAGAUACCCUUAAAAAUAGAGAAAUGCUGAAGGAGAUACAUAACGGUAAUUUUAUACCAGAUAAUGAAGAAAAUGAUGAAAGAGAAAUUAGAAAUUAUUUGGAACAAAAAUUACGUGAGAUGAAUUGCCAUAGGAGAUGUAAUUGUAUAUUUAGCGACGAUGAAAUUAAAGAUACAUCGAUUUCUGAUAAGAAUUACAUGGGUAAUAGUAGUAGUAAUGGCAUAGAAUCAAGGAUAGCAUUACUAUUGAAUAAUAACUCUUCUAGAAAGGGAGGUAAUGGAACAAAUUCAGAAGAUGAUGAAGAUGUAAUUAGGAAAAAUAUUGAGAAUUUAACAAAGGAUCAACUUUCUUCAACUGAAAUGGAGUCUUUACGUGUUACUGGUUUCAAUAAACCACAUGCAGUUAGGACAAGUAAUUUAAAUAAUAAUCCAUCUUCAGUUAAUAACAAAAACAAUCAGAAUAUAUUUGAUUUUGAUUAUAAUGGUAAAGAUUGGAGAGAUACCCCUCGCGGGAUGAAUUUAUAUUACAAUUUGAAUUAUGAAUUUAUUGAAAAGCCUAAUCUUGAUCUUGUUUUCCAAUUAACGUUAAAAGCAACAAAUAUGAAGUUAGAUAAAGAUGAUUCCAAUUUAUUACUAAGAUUAGUUGCAUCAUCCGUUAAGAAUGAGCAAGAUCGAAUUAUUUUUUCAGAUAAUCAAGUUAGUAAAGAAGUGAAAGAAAUUAUGGAACAAAAUGAAGACGGAGUUGAAAAUGAAAAAUUACCUCACAAUAAAAACAGGAUAGAAAAUGGUAAUGAAAAAGAAAUUAUCACUGAGAUUACACCAGAUGAUAUAUAUGAAAUAUGGUGUGAAGAAUCUGCAUUUGAAAGAAUGAUGCAAUUGAAUUAUGAAGUUACUUUUCGAUUAAUGGAUGAAAUGCUUAUGUGUUAUGGAUAUAGAAGGGUGUUAAUUUGGUUUAUCACUCAUUUAGAAUUGAGCCAUUCAGUAAUUCACUAUAUAUUUGAAUUAGUAAUGGGGUUUCGUGGUACAUCUGAAGAAAAUGGUGCUACAGAAGAUAAACAUACCAAUACUAAGGGCAAUGUGAAUGAGCUUGAGAAUAAAAAUGAAAAUGAGUUAGUUAAUAUGUUAUUAAAUGACUAUUCAAAAAUAUUUGAUUUACAAUUGCCAUUUUCUAGACAAGGAAAUAUUGAAUUAUCAGAAAUUGAGAGAAAAAUGUUAAUUCAAGAAUUUCUAACCAAUGCAGCCAUCCAUUUCAAUGAAAGGAAUAAUUUAAAACAUAAUCCGAAUAGUAAUGACAAUAGCAAUUCAAAUGAAGACAACAUAAAUAAGGAUGAAGAUGAAGAUGAAAUUUCAUUAUAUUCUAUUGGGUUAAUGCGAUUAAUAUGUUUUAUGAUCCAAGCAUUUCUUGAUAAUAAUAAAUUAAAGAUUGAAGUUGAUGAUAGUAUAUUUGAAUUACAAACGUUAUUAAUGAAUUGGAUAACAAUUAUACCUGAAGCCAAGAAAUUAUUUUUCCAAAUUAAAGAUAUUAUAUCAAAUAACCAAAUAGAUAAUAAUAAUUUUAAUAAUAACUUGAUAUUAGAUCUCGAUCAAGACAAUAAUACUAUUGAAAAUCAAACCUCCAAAGACAACAAUGAUAAAAUGGACGAGAGUUCCAAGGUUGAUUCUAAUUCUUCAUUUAACAAAAAAUUGAUUGAAUUAUUCCCCAAGAUGUCGCAUACUAAUAAAGAAGAAAAUACUGCUAUUGAUACAUUAAAGAACUAUUUGAAAAAAUUCCGAUUUCAUCAAGAAGUUCCAAUCAUUGGACGUAAAGUAAUCUACGAGGAUGGUAAGAUUCUUAAGAUUCCUAUCAAUAUCAUCGAUGAAUAUAAUCAAUGGAAUGAUCAAAUAUAUGAUUACAAUGAUACAGCUAGCGAUGUCGAGAUGUAA